Messenger RNA from Suillus paluster, 525 nucleotides. RefSeq lists its product as uncharacterized. The transcript is spliced from 3 exons. NCBI's taxonomy places the organism in Eukaryota, Fungi, Basidiomycota, Agaricomycetes, Boletales, Suillaceae. The record is from RefSeq and is a predicted model, not a curated record. The coding region runs from base 1 to 525 and encodes 174 amino acids.
AUGGCGUCCACGAGCUCCAUAGUGAGCUCAAACACGACCUUGGACGUGCCGACACCUACUGCGGAUAAAGUCAGUCCAGGAGCAUUAUACGACCCAAGAAUCCCACCUGACUACCGCAGGAUGUAUUUUCAGCUGCGACAGAACAAACUGAAGCAGCUGAAUAUCUAUGAAACGGCUGAAAACGGUCUCAAACUCAUACCUAUGCACGAAACUUACUCGAAAUUGAGACCAGGAAUGCUCGUACUUGCCGUCUGCGAUGCUCAUGUAUACAAUAUGGUACAGAACAGCCAGCUGACCAGGACUUUCCAACUCAGGAUGCAAGCCAUGAAGGUCCUCAAUCCUUCAGAUGAACCUGUCGAAGAACGCUUGAUCCCCAUCCUUUCCACAACCUCCGUUGAAAUGUCUAAAGACGACUCUGCCAUCGCUGGGUUCUCUACAUUUGAUGUCGCCAUCAGCCCCGCCAAAAAAACGAAGCAAAAUGGACAAAAGCACAGAGGAGGGAAAGGUAAAGAGAAGUUGGACUGA